ACUGGUUAAAAUUUGGUUAAUUAAAUAAUUUUCUUAUGAAAUUUUAGACAAAUGUUCUAUUUUCUUUGUUUUUUUUGCAGUAUUCCUGUCAUAAUACUGUCAAUAUUAACCAUUGUAAACAAUAUUCAAUUACACUAAUUCAACUGAUGUUUUUAGGCGUAUGUUUUACUUUGAAAUUCUUUUUAGAGAUAUAUAUAACCAAUUGGAAAUUGAGGUUAGACUUUGUUUUUCAAUGUAAGAUAUUCAACAGUUCCUUUAUAACUCAAAAGAAAUAUGUAGCCUAUAACUUAUUACCAUUAAUUAGUGUAACAUUCACGUUCAUAAUCACGUGACUCUUGUUAUACUUUCUUAAUUUUUCACUAUUAUUAUUCGAUGGCUCUUACUGUCUCAAAAGUAAGAGCUUUUGAAAUUAGAAUUUAAACUACUCGCUAGGUGUCGCAACUAAAUCAAUAAAGUAGCUAUAGAAAUUUGCAUAUAACCAAAAUUAACAAAACAGAUCUCAUAGUUUCAUAAGCACUUAGGCACUUAGAUAGAUCUGGUCAAAUUUCUUUCAAGAUAUGAGACAGUCAAAAGGAAUCUAUUUCUGUAGUUUUGCUAUAAGCCUUAUGGUUAUAGUUGGAUUUUUUUUAACUCCUAACAAAAACUUUAUGCAACAAAAUGAUAAAAGUAAUUUCAGUACAGAUAUCUUUACAGAUUUAGAAUUUAAAUUAGCGGAUUGUUUUACAAACAAAAGCAUGAUAAAAUCUAUUUAUAGAUGUGGAAGAAAUCAUCAUUUGGUUCCAUUCUUCAAGGAAGACAAUUUCUUUCAAUUUAUUGGUCCUUUUCUACAAAUAUUUUCAAAAAGAUUACAUAAUUUCACUACAGAUGGAUCUAUAAACAACAGAUUUGCUUUAUGGUCAUUCUUGAGGAUAAUGCAACCUGAGCACGUGAUUGAAAGUGGUGCCAACAAAGGUUAUGGAACAUGGCUUAUCCGCAAAGCUCUACCCAAAGCAAGAAUUACAGUGAUUAGUCCAACAACACCAAACCAAUAUUUAGAUAAAAGAAACUCAACGAAAUAUUUUACGAGUAAGAAAUUUUUGGAUUUCAACAGAAUUGAUUGGUCGAAAGAGAAGAUUAAUCGUGAAAAGACAAUCGUCUAUUUCGACGAUCAUCAAUCAGUUUAUAAAAGAAUUGUUCAAGCUGCUAAACACGGAUUCAAGCAUAUCAUUUUUGAUGAUAACUAUCUUGCAGGUUCGACCAGUGGCCUAAGUAAUAAUCUUUCCGUAAGACAGGCUUGCGACGCGGCUGGAUGUCUAGUUAAAGUCUCAUCCCAAUUCUAUACAAAACGAUACAUUGAUAAUUUUGGAUCUAUUAAUAAAUCAUUCGAAUUGAAUUCAGAAUUUCGACAAAAAGUUGGCAGUGAUCUUGACAAAUUACUAUCAGUUAUCUACGAACCACCAUAUCUAUGCGAUGUGUUAAAUUACCCAUCGAAUCCGCAGCAGAAGAUUACUUAUGAACUAUUUAGAAACACUGUAAAUCCUUUGUUGUCAACGAAACACUGCAUUAAUAUUCGAAGAAAUAUAAGAUUACUGUCUAGAGGAUUUGCAAGCUACGCAAACACAGUGUAUGUUCAAUUAAAAUAAAAGUUUUUGAUGGUUGAACAACAAAUUAUUGUAAUAAAUGUUUGGUCGAUUUUUUAUUGUUUGAUUACACAUGUCUUAAACAGACUAUUCAAAAUUUCUUCUACUAUAAAAUCUUUCAUUGAAAUAACAGCUGUAAGAGGAAAAAAUAGCCCCAAUGUUUUGAAUAAAGUUUAAAUGUGACAUAAUUGACUAUGAAUGAAGGAAGGUUAAAGCUUAGAAAUAUUUAUGUAAAUCAAAG
Molecule: messenger RNA, 1860 nt
Organism: Dimorphilus gyrociliatus
Lineage: Eukaryota; Metazoa; Annelida; Polychaeta; Dinophilidae
Source: the annotation of a GenBank genome assembly